Uncinocarpus reesii 1704 is the source of this 768-nucleotide messenger RNA. RefSeq lists its product as uncharacterized. The coding region runs from base 1 to 768 and encodes 255 amino acids. The transcript is spliced from 2 exons. Lineage: Eukaryota; Fungi; Ascomycota; Eurotiomycetes; Onygenales; Onygenaceae. The record is from RefSeq and is a predicted model, not a curated record.
AUGGAACCCUUCCUGCCCCAGCCCACAAUUCCAGGCAGCGAUCCCUUGUCACCGAUACCCGAGACAUCUGAGCCGGAGUCCUCAGAUAGAUCAACCCAAACUGAACCAGAAGUUACAGCCGGACAGGCAGCCCUGCUUGAGCGCGGAACGCAAACCUCGUAUGAUCUUGAAAACCGCGAGAGGGCCCACGUGUGGCAUGGCCGCCGUAUGAUUUCUAUAUCGGCGGACUACGCGGUAAAAUUCUCUCUGUUCUCAGAGACGCCGUUAAUCGGCGUGGAUCACCUUGACAAAAGUACUGUGAUCAUGAUUCUUGCGGAGAAAGCGGUCAUCCUUGCAAGCAUCCCUGAAAACCCACACGCUCGUCGUCUUCACGACACGAUUGAUGAGAUUCGAUACCUCCACGAUAGACACAGGUCGUGUUUUGACCGGACAAGAACCGUGGCGUGGCUCAUUGGUCCUGCCUACGAGGGUCGCCCUGAAUGGCAUCGGGAUCUGAAAAUGGCGGUUUUGCGAAGAGAGAUGGGGUUGGCCCCGAAAAGGAAGUUCUAUGAGUUUGUGGAAUACCAUGACUGGGUGCAGACGUUGGAUCCUGUUUUUUUGCUUGACGCAACGACGGAAGAGCCGGUGCUGGUGAAGAUCAAUGGAACGGAUGUGACCGAGGAAUGGAAGCAGGAAUGGUCUGAAAGCGAAUCGCCUCCACAAGAAUUGGUGCAGCAACCGAAGGGCUUAAGCCAAACAUAUAGAUAUUGGGUCGGAAAGGCUUGUUGA